GGCUGGCGGCCGGGCUCAGCCCGCUUCUGUCGCCGCACGGGCAGCUGCGGCUCGGGGACGGACUGACGGAGCCAGGGCCGGAGCCGCUCGGGGCCGGGCGAGGGAGAGCGGGCCCCACCAUGAGGCCCCAGCCCCGCAGGAGCCCCCGCGCCGCCCCGGCACCCCGCGCCCCGCGCUAGCCCGCCGCGCUAGCCCCCCGCCAGGGUGUGGGGAGGCGCCAAGGCCAUGGCCAGCCACGUGGACCUGCUGACGGAGCUGCAGCUGCUGGAGAAGGUGCCCACGCUGGAGCGGCUGCGCGCCGCCCAGAAGCGCCGGGCCCAGCAGCUGAAGAAGUGGGCGCAGUACGAGCAGGACCUGCAGCACCGCAAACGCAAGCACGAGCGGAAGCGCAGCGCGGGCGGCCGGCGGCAGAAGGUGUCCUUCGAGGCCAGCGUGGCCCUGCUGGAGGCCUCCCUGAGGAACGACGCCGAGGAAGUACGCUACUUCCUGAAGAAUAAGGUCAGCCCUGAUUUGUGCAAUGAGGAUGGACUCACAGCCCUGCACCAGUGCUGCAUCGACAACUUUGAGGAGAUUGUCAAGCUGCUCCUUUCCCAUGGUGCCAACGUGAAUGCCAAGGACAACGAGCUGUGGACGCCCCUGCAUGCGGCGGCCACCUGCGGCCACAUCAACCUGGUGAAAAUCCUCGUUCAGUAUGGGGCCGACUUACUCGCUGUCAACUCGGAUGGGAACAUGCCAUAUGACCUCUGCGAGGAUGAGCCCACCCUGGAUGUCAUCGAGACGUGCAUGGCGUACCAGGGCAUCACCCAAGAGAAAAUCAACGAGAUGCGGGCGGCUCCUGAGCAGCGGAUGAUUGCAGACAUCCAUUGUAUGAUUGCAGCGGGCCAGGACCUUGACUGGAUAGAUGCCCAGGGCGCCACACUGCUGCACAUAGCUGGAGCCAAUGGAUACCUGCGGGCAGCUGAGCUCCUCCUGGACCACGGGGUGCGCGUGGACGUGAAGGACUGGGAUGGCUGGGAGCCCCUGCAUGCAGCUGCCUUCUGGGGACAGAUGCAGAUGGCAGAGCUGUUGGUGUCCCACGGGGCCAGUCUCAGUGCUAGGACAUCCAUGGAUGAGAUGCCAAUAGACCUGUGUGAGGAGGAGGAGUUCAAAGUCCUGCUGUUGGAGCUCAAACACAAGCAUGACGUCAUCAUGAAGUCACAGCUGAGACACAAGUCAUCCUUGAGCCGGAGAACGUCCAGUGCGGGGAGCCGUGGGAAGGUGGUGCGUCGAGCCAGCCUGUCGGACAGGACCAACCUGUACAGGAAAGAGUACGAGGGAGAGGCCAUACUGUGGCAGCAGCGGAGCGUGGCCGAGGAUCAACGGACCACCACCUACAAUGGGGACAUCAGGGAGACCAGGACAGACCAAGAGAAUAAGGACCCAAACCCCCGGCUGGAGAAGCCCGUGCUGCUCUCUGAGUUCUCUACCAAGAUCCCGCGAAGUGAAAUGGAUGGGCCUGUUGAGAACGGCCUCCGGGCUCCGGUCAGCACCUACCAGUACGCGCUGUCCAACGGGGACAUCUGGAAAGUGCACGAGGUGCCCGACUACAACAUGGCCUACGGCAGCCCCGGCGUGGCCGACGCCACCCCUCCUUGGAGUGGCUACAAGGAACAGAGCCCCCAGACGCUUCUGGAGCUGAAGCGGCAGCGGGCUGCAACCAAGCUGCUCAGCCACCCCUUCCUGAGCACCCACCUGGGCGGCAGCAUGGCCAGGACGGGCGAGGGCGGCAGCGAAGGCAAGGCCCCCUUGAUCGGAGGCAGAACUUCACCGUACAGCAGCAAUGACACCUCGGUCUAUUACACAGUCACCAGCGGAGAUCCCCCGCUCUUGAAGUUCAAGGCGCCCAUGGAGGAGAUGGAGGAGAAGGUCCAUGGCUGCUGCCGCAUUUCCUAGUCUCUGUGUCACGGAGGAGAGAGAUGCUCCAGGGAAGGGUCUCUGAAAUCCAGGCCCACCCAGCAGCCCUGGCUGGGGAGACAUGAGAGGGCAGCUUGCGGGGAGGUGGGCUCUGCUUUCCAGGGGAACGCUGACCCCACCUCUUACCCAGCAGCCCAGAGCAUCGCCACUUCCCACGGUUCUGCUUCCUGCUGCAUUGUCUGCCAUCAGAAACAAGGCCCAUCGUGGCUUCCUGACUCAUCCCGCUGCCAGAUUUUGGGAGGGGGGGCUGGGAUUCCAGUUCGGUUGUCGGUAAAGGCUUCUCUGGACCAGUACCUGCAUAUCACAUAGGGGCGCGCGCGUGCACACACACACACACACACACACUCAACCGUGUGUGGGAAUGACACAGCUGGGCUCAUGGGAAGCAGGUGGGAUCGAUGAUUUGUGGGCUCUUCCCAAAAGGAUUGAGGCUAAGACUCCGUUUUGUCACCACUGCGAAAGUGGCUUUAGCAGGGAAGGGGGCCUGCUAAGCUGAGACCCACAGCCCUACCCGGAGUCAUACCGGGGCUCGUGUCACCACCCACAUCUGGAAGGAGCAGGAGGUCCGCUCUUUGAUCAGAGGGAGCUACGGAGCCACAUAGGGCCAUGAGAUGGGCAGUGGCCUGCUCCCCAGAGCCUUGCCCAUGCCGGGAGCCAGCUGUGUGACCUCCCGGAGGCUGAGGUGGAGAGCCAGGCUCUUCCAUUCCUGGAAUAAUCCACAUCACAUUUUACUUCUAGAUGGAAGUAGCAAAAAUUGGAGGGAAGGGGGAACAAAGUUAGUGUGUCCAAAAGUGCACUUGAUAAAAGAAUUCUCUUAGGCGGCAGAAUGCCAGGUGGGAGAUAACUGAAUUUGCUUUCUUGCUUUCUUUCCUGGAUAGCAUCAUGAUCACUAGGUUUUACUGACUGGUGUUGGAAACAUGGAGCUAAGGGAGGAGCUUUCUUUGGAAGGGCUUUCCAGGGUGAGGAGUGAGUUGGUGUUGAUUUCUGUAAGCAUCUUUAGUAGCCGUGACAGAGCCCAGUGCCCUGGGGGAUCUUUGUGAAUAUUCAGGUAGCUUCAGUCCAGCCUGUGUCAGCCAGACUUCCUCAGCCUGAGCCGUCAGAGUGAAUAGUGAGGGACUGCUGGGAGUCCCCCAUCCUCCCAGAGUAAAUGCUUAGGGCCCCAGGCCCAGCUUUGCCUUUUCUGGAAUGCUUGGUGAGACAAGUCUGCCAGGUGGCCCUUGUGAGGUCCUGCCUGGCCCAGGGGCUCCCAGCCUGCCCUCGUGGGAGUGGUGACACCCCACGGCUGCAAAUCCAAUGUGCCCAUGGCCAACACCCUGCGUUGCGUUCAGGAGAGCGGUGGUGGGGCUGGAGUUGGGCCUCCCCACAGCCCAACAGUCUCAUAGCCCCGAUCUCCCUGACGCUGGGGAGGGGAGACUGAGAAGAGCUGGCUGCCCACCACCUCUCUACUGCAUCUUCUCAAGAGCCCCCUUAAAAUUGCUGCCCAUGAGUUGGGUACUGUCCACAGGCUCAGCCAAAACCUAUUAGUGUACUUAAUAAGCAGCAGGUUUGUUCCCUGCUCUGAGCGCCUUUUAUUUGUCCUAAAACUACCUCCUUAGAACUCUUGAAGGAGUCCCCUUAGUCCAGAUUCCGGGAUUUGGGGGACAACUCUGGGUUCCUCCUAAUCUUCUUCUUUCUGAGCCUAUGAGAAAUUCUCCCCGAGGGGCACCUGGGCCGGGGGGGGGGCUGGGACUAGAGGAGCCCCCCUGUGCCACAGUUCUAGUAAUGGGGUCUGCUGUUUAUCAGUCCCAGUCCCCGCUGUGGCCUCCAUGGCCCCACAGCCCAGAGAGGGAGCUGGAUCCCAGGGGCCUGGCUGAUGUUUUACCAGGAGCAGGGCAGCUAGACCAGAGAACAGAGGGCUCAGUGGAGUCACUGUGCUCCUGGUGGCGCCUGGGUGCAGGGAGGGUCCUAGCACCAGGCCAGCCCCACCCCAACUCCAGGACAGAUCCAGGCUAGGGUGGAGGGGCAGCUCAGGAGGCUACAGAUGGGUAGGCAUGAUGCCUCCCGAGUCCCUGGCAUCUGGGGCAGGUUCUCCAUCAUGUCAGCCUAGGGCUGGAGCAGGGCAGAGGAUGAUCCAGAACACACAUACCUUUGGCUUUAAAACUGUUCAGAUUAGACUGACCCUGAAUUCCUCUUGAGCCAACGUAGCUGCAAGCAGAAGAAGCCAUACACUCCUAGGAGGGGGUUGUGCAGGGUUUCCCGAUCUGUUUGUUCAGGAGCUGGAGACUGAAGGCACUUCUUGCCCACGCUGAGCCCUCCUGGCCAGUCCCUCCUUUGCCCUCACUUGUUGCCUCCUUGGCCAUUCAUCUCCCACCCAGAAGGCCGGGAAUCCCAGUUGAUUGCCCGGCAGGAGCCAACUGCAGACUCGUGGGCAUUUUAGCUCUCGUUUUCAGUCGGGGUAAGCCAUUCCCUAUUAGGGCUUCAGGGACCUGGGGAACUUUCCCUAAGGGUCUCCUUGGUGUUGAGGGACAAGGUGGGGUCAGGGUGACUCAUUGAUUUGUUCACGUAGUUUAUUGAGUAGCUGAGACCUACCAGGCACUACGUUAGGUUCUUGGGGUAAAGGAGGAACAAGACAGGGUGAGGAGACUGCCUUGUACAGUUUUCAUCCCUUGAGGACCACGGGUAUCAGCAGCCCCAUUCAAUUCACUUGAGACGGAGUGACCACAUCCUGGUCCAGCUUCAACCCGGUUUCUAGCUCCUAGAAUCCCUAGAGAAACUGCUGCCGUGGCCGUCCCUGAAUAACAUUUGCUAUUAAAUGCAGAUGUUGGAUCUUGGUUCUAGGGAGACAGCAUUCCAAGUCUGUCUGGAACUUUCAGGGAUACCUGCCUUCAGGCCAGCAUCUUUGGGGCAUUGUAUAAUAGCAGUUUGAGGUCAGUAGGCAGAAGAACCAAGAGUCUGGAAUUUGCUGCCAAAUGCAUCUCAGGUUCUGAAACUCCUUGUCUCUUGCUCAUUUUUGCUCAUUUGUUAUGGGGUCCUCCUGCCCCACCAAUGGAUAAUGGGAGGCGAGGAGCUUCUUUAACACUGAAGCCUCUCCUCAAGCAUCUGCCUCUCCUCCUGGUGGGUGGGGAUCAAGGAGUUGGAAGAAAGCUAGCAAGGUCUAGCUCAGCUCCCUCUGAGACCAGGCAGGUUAAAGGAGGCUACUUCCAAAGCAUGUGCCACGUGGCUCACGGUGAGCUCUGGCCUUUGCUCCCACCCUGUGCCCCCAAACCACCGAAAGUUGGUGGCCAUCAACAGAUAGUGAGUUCCUGGCGAGAGCACAGGGAAGUUGAAUAAACCCUAGCCCCAGCUCUACUGAAGAGUUCAGGAUAUAAUUCUCCAUCAAAUACGCAGCAGCGAUUAAACUGCUCUGCACUGUUUGAUCAAUUUCAGUGGGCGUAGGAAAGCUCACGGGGGGUGUCCCCUGUCCUGCCCCACCACAGGUUGCUGGCUUCAUCAUAACAUGAGACCAUUUUGGUGAUUGGUGUCAGAUACCUUUUGAUCUUGAGCUCUCUCUCCCACUUGCUUUCCCAGAGCAGGAUACUGGGGCACUUUCCAGAAGGGCAGUUUUUUUUACGAGAUACCCAGAAGGACUGUGUUUAACUCUUGCUAUUGUGGCCUGGGGACAGCCUCCCCCACCCCAGUGCACGUAAGAGCAAAGGGGUCAUGUGGUCAGUGGUUGACUCUGCAGAAGUGACUCCCUUUGCCAGAAGCUGUAGACCUGUCCUUGACAGGAGACUCUUGUUGGCCAGUUCACCAGAGGGCCUGCUUCCCAUGGGCAUUGCAAAUGCGACAGUGCGGGGCCUGGCUCUGCGCGCUGAGGAAAAGUCUGCAGACCCCCAGCCCUCCGCAAUAAUCCCCCAGACCAGAAGCCACUGACGUACAGAGAACAUUUAAGAAAAACGUAUUUUAUGUGAAAAAAAAGUUAAAACUCUGUAUACUGUAUCAGCAGCUUUGUGUAAAAAUAGCAAUCAAGAGAGUCUAAUAUAUUUAAAACUUUUUUAAAAAAAAAUCCUUGCCGAUCUUUGAUAUUGUAUUGAAGUAACUUCCAGGUAGCUCCUUGCCAUGUGGCAGUGGUGGGCCUCGAUCCAAGACCGUGGCUCGACCACACCCAGAAGGGGCAUGCUCCUGGAGUUGCUUCCAGCAGCCAAGGCCUGUGACAGAAUUCCCUGUUGAGAGUUUUUAAUUAAGAUUAUUAAAUUCCUUUUAAUAACA
Messenger RNA from Mirounga angustirostris (Northern elephant seal), 6180 nucleotides. RefSeq names its product protein phosphatase 1 regulatory subunit 16B (gene PPP1R16B). NCBI's taxonomy places the organism in Eukaryota, Metazoa, Chordata, Mammalia, Carnivora, Phocidae. Gene Ontology annotation, cellular component: cytoplasm. The record is from RefSeq and is a predicted model, not a curated record. Gene Ontology annotation, biological process: regulation of sprouting angiogenesis; establishment of endothelial barrier. The transcript has 11 exons. Gene Ontology annotation, molecular function: myosin phosphatase regulator activity; protein binding; enzyme inhibitor activity. The coding region runs from base 226 to 1932 and encodes 568 amino acids.